UGGCUCGGUUGUGCCAAAACGGCAAAGACAGCAGAGACCUAAGCGACAACCAAGAGACAAACAAAAGAAAUGUGAAGGGGUUCAGAUGAGUUAAUAUAAGUUUGAGAUGUUCGCACCUCGCAAAUGCGGUGUUAAGUUCGACCCUCCAACACUGGUACUUUACUAUGAAGUCAAACUUACAGGCAGUUGGAGAAUCUGCUUACAAGAAUCCAGAACAACAUGGAUGGGAUUGAUACUUUGCCAUUUUUAAAACCAUCAACUCAAAACAAUGACCACAAUGAGGAUCUGAAUAAACUGGAUGACUUUGAGCUUGAUAAGAGAAAAGCUGACAUGGAUAAAGAUUUUGAAAACAACAGGCUUAGACCUGGAGACAAUGGCUUUGUAUAUGAUAAAGAGGUGGACUUUACUGGAGGAAAAAUAGAGUCAGGAUGGGAUGAUGAAGAUGAAUAUUCUGAUCCAGAUUUCUAAAUUAUUGUUUUGGAAAUUAUAUACAAUUUUAAUUAUUCUUGAAUUUUAAGGGGAUCUCCCACUUUAUCAGAGAGUGCAUUUUCCACAAUAAUUGCAUAUUCCUUGAUGAAUGUUAUAUUUAUAAUAAUUGCACUGCAACAGGUAUGCAAAGUUCAUCGGAAAUUUGACACUUUGAAUGAAAAAAGCACUGUAAUUUUUUUAAAAAAUGCUGGUUACAUAAAGAUGUCCCCUCCAUUAAACAUGUUCCCUGCAAGAAAAGAGAAGACGGAAAAACAAAA
This is a messenger RNA of Stylophora pistillata, 746 nucleotides long. Its product is annotated as centrosomal protein of 19 kDa. The record is from RefSeq and is a predicted model, not a curated record. Gene Ontology annotation, cellular component: centrosome; centriole; spindle pole. NCBI's taxonomy places the organism in Eukaryota, Metazoa, Cnidaria, Anthozoa, Scleractinia, Pocilloporidae. Gene Ontology annotation, biological process: microtubule anchoring at centrosome; trans-Golgi to periciliary membrane compartment transport.